AUGCUAUUCAAGCUUAUACUUGGAAUAAGUAUAACUUCAUUUUUGUUAACUAUUCUUCUCAUAUUUGGAGACUCGCCAAGUUUUAGAAACACCCCCAUACAAAAUGCAAGAAUCCGAUUGCUCAAUUUGUUUGCUAAGUUGAGCAGCUUUUAUAACUACCUUGAUAAACGAACUGAUGGCAGGUUUAUUCAAUAUCUUGGAUGGUUAGUACCAAUUGGAUACAUUAUUGUCGUAACCAUAUGCUUUCAGCAAUUUUUGAUCAAGACGAAACCAAUGAUUGAUGUAGGGCUGAUAAAGAUGGGAUAUAUUUUACUGUCAAUGGCCCUCAUCUAUGUUGCCACACUUCUUUGUGCGUUGAGUAACCCCGGAAUUGUCAAUUCCAAAUCGACAAAGUCAUAUCCAUAUCAGCCAAAUCAACUAAUAUUCUUCAGAGACAACAAGUGCAACUCUUGUCAGAUUGUCAAACCAGCAAGAUCAAAACAUUGCUCAGUAUGUGGACAUUGUUACUUAUUAUACGAUCAUCAUUGUGUAUGGGUGAACAAUUGCAUUGGCUGGAAAAACUACAGAUGGUUUUUUCUAUUUCUUUUUGUUAAUAUAAACAUGCUUAUGUAUGGCGGUAUCCUAUGUUAUAAGGCACUAUCACCACAAAUGACACGCAUAUCACAACUAUGGAAUGUAAUUACGACAACAACUGAUGCCAAUAAAGUCACGGGAGUUUUCCUCAUCCUUUGUACGAUUUUCACACCAAUCGUGGUAAUUUUUACCGGUUUGCAUCUACGAUAUAUUUACCUAGGAGUGACGACAAACGAGUUGGAUAAAUGGGGCGAAGUUGAGUAUCUUGUUGACUUGGGAUUGUUGUACAAAGUCUCCCCCAAUAUAGACAAUGAAACGUACGUUGAAAAAGCGAGGGACUCAACUGGAGCCGUUGUUUAUAUAAGCUUGAAAGAUGAGACUAUUUUGGUGCUGGAGACUAAUUCACCGGGUUACAAUUUCACACCGGUGUUAUCGGUUGUCGAUGAUUUGAUAAACGAUUACGAUCGAGGAUUCUGGAACAAUUUCAAAGAGAGGUUGCUAGUAUAG
Messenger RNA from Lodderomyces orthopsilosis Co 90-125, 1080 nucleotides. Its product is annotated as palmitoyltransferase. The record is from RefSeq and is a predicted model, not a curated record. Gene Ontology annotation, cellular component: Golgi apparatus; endoplasmic reticulum. The coding region runs from base 1 to 1080 and encodes 359 amino acids. NCBI's taxonomy places the organism in Eukaryota, Fungi, Ascomycota, Pichiomycetes, Serinales, Debaryomycetaceae. Gene Ontology annotation, biological process: protein targeting to membrane; peptidyl-L-cysteine S-palmitoylation. The transcript has a single exon. Gene Ontology annotation, molecular function: protein-cysteine S-palmitoyltransferase activity.